GCUCCCCGCCAUGAGCCACCACAAGGCACGCAACCACCAACCUCCACUAGUUUCACCUUUCCCAAAUUGCCCCCCCACUUCCCGUUCUAGUCACAUUUCCCACCUUCUUCACCCCAUUCGCUAAACCGAUACGUAUAGUUUCCGUCGGCGAACUCUAACAUUUCUUUCUUCUAGGGUUUUCCUUUCUUUUUUCUUUUUUUUUUAACCCUCCUCAGCAGAGAAUGGUGGAGCCGGUGAAACUCGAUGGCGAUCAUGGCGGCUCCGAAGAGCAACUCCUGUUGCAGGAGAACGGCAAUGUUGACAGUUCCUGGCGGUUGAACUUCGACGGCUUCCAGUUAUCUGCUGAGCAAAAGGAGAAACCUCCGCGUGGCCGCCAUGACUGCCUUGGAGUUCUAGGUCCAGAAGAUAAUGUGGCCGAGUAUUAUCAACAGCAGGUGGAAAUGCUGGAGGGUUUCAACGAAAUGGAUGCAUUAGCUGAGCGCGGUUUUAUACCUGGGAUGUCAAAGGAAGAGAGAGAGAAAUUGGCUAGAAGUGAGACAGCUGCUAUUCGCUUAUCAAAUAUUGCAAAUAUGGUUCUUUUUGCUGCUAAAGUUUAUGCAUCCAUCAGGAGUGGUUCGCUGGCUAUUAUUGCAUCCACAUUAGACUCACUUCUUGAUCUUCUUUCCGGGUUUAUCCUUUGGUUCACGGCAUUCUCUAUGCAGACCCCUAACCCAUAUCAGUAUCCUAUUGGAAAGAAACGCAUGCAACCUUUGGGGAUCCUAGUUUUUGCAUCUGUAAUGGCAACUCUUGGGCUGCAAAUUAUCUUGGAAUCCCUACGCACUCUAAUAUCUGAUGAGGACGGAUUUAAUUUGACAGCAGAGCAAGAGUGCUGGGUGGUUGGUAUAAUGCUCUGUGUGACAUUGGUAAAACUACUGCUGGUAUUUUAUUGCCGGUCUUUUACCAAUGAGAUUGUCAAGGCAUAUGCCCAGGACCACUUCUUUGAUGUGAUCACCAACAUCAUUGGUCUUAUUGCUGCACUACUUGCUAAUUCUAUCAGUGAUUGGAUGGACCCUGUCGGAGCUAUCAUUCUGGCCCUCUACACUAUCCGUACCUGGUCCUUAACUGUCUUGGAGAACGUGAAUUCCCUUGUUGGAAAAUCCGCUGCACCAGAAUACCUGCAAAAGCUCACCUACCUUUGUUGGAACCACCACGUGGCCAUACGGCACAUUGAUACAGUCAGGGCUUACACUUUUGGUUCUCACUACUUUGUAGAGGUCGACAUUGUCUUGCCAGCCAACAUGCCAUUGCAAGAGGCCCAUGACAUUGGAGAGGCGUUGCAAGAGAAGCUUGAACUAUUGCCUGAAAUUGAGCGUGCCUUUGUUCAUCUUGAUUAUGAAUACAGCCAUAAGCCGGAGCACGCACAGGCACACCUUUAAUUAGAAAUCACACUCAACGUUCCGUUACCUUCCAUCGAUUUCUCUCGACUGUAGUCUUUUGCUAAUACAGUAGGAAAUCCAUACUCGUAUUAAUUAAGGCAUAUGUCGCGGCCUUCUGCAGUAAGAUGGCACGUGUAUAGGGGUCGAAAUUGUUAGUUGACUGGUGAGGUUUUGGAGAAAUUUCUAAAAUUAUUAUGA
Molecule: messenger RNA, 1613 nt
Organism: Coffea eugenioides
Lineage: Eukaryota; Viridiplantae; Streptophyta; Magnoliopsida; Gentianales; Rubiaceae
Product: metal tolerance protein 11
Exons: 6
Coding region: 222-1415 (397 amino acids)
Biological process (GO): monoatomic cation transport; transmembrane transport
Cellular component (GO): membrane
Molecular function (GO): manganese:proton antiporter activity
Source: RefSeq, a predicted model, not a curated record